This is a messenger RNA of Meloidogyne enterolobii, 413 nucleotides long. NCBI's taxonomy places the organism in Eukaryota, Metazoa, Nematoda, Chromadorea, Rhabditida, Meloidogynidae. The record is from the annotation of a GenBank genome assembly.
UACCAAGAAAAGAAUGUGCGUGUUGACGAUUAAGCAAUUGCUGACAAAUGUUUACCCUUUGUUGAAGGUGAAUUUGGCUUAGUUCAUGAGGGAUCCAACGACCUGCCCUAGCCUUGAAUCCUUGCUUUUUUAAAUGGCGGCGUAUUGUUUCUCGUGGAGUGCCAAUAUCGUUCGUUCUUUUGCGCGUACUAAGAUCAGGUUGGUUUUCCACGGAUUGCAGAAUAGCACCAAUGUUUGUGGUUUGGGGUCUUCCAGGUGAUUUUUUGUCUUCGAGGUCUGUAACGCCAUUACGAAAUUUUUUAUACCAACGUUUGAUAGUUGAAAAUGAAGCCCAUUUUGUUCCCUUUAAGUCGGCAAUCUCACUAGCCGCCUGCUUAGUAGUUAAUCCGCGUUCAAAGCAAUAAAGAAUUAUG